This is a messenger RNA of Melitaea cinxia (Glanville fritillary), 1314 nucleotides long. Its product is annotated as WD repeat domain phosphoinositide-interacting protein 3. Bases 90 to 1139 code for a protein of 349 amino acids. Gene Ontology annotation, cellular component: phagophore assembly site membrane; extrinsic component of membrane; cytosol. Gene Ontology annotation, molecular function: phosphatidylinositol-3,5-bisphosphate binding; protein binding; phosphatidylinositol-3-phosphate binding. NCBI's taxonomy places the organism in Eukaryota, Metazoa, Arthropoda, Insecta, Lepidoptera, Nymphalidae. Gene Ontology annotation, biological process: nucleophagy; protein localization to phagophore assembly site; protein lipidation. The record is from RefSeq and is a predicted model, not a curated record. The transcript has 7 exons.
UAUCUGUCAAAUCGCCGCAAAGUCGAACUAUGAUUGUUUAAGGUUUUUCUUGUUAUUAUUACUAUAAUUUAAGAUUUUAUUAUUUGACCAUGAAUUUGUCUGAGGAAAAUAAUUUUUCAAAUGGCCUGUUAUAUGUGGGAUUUAAUCAGGACCAAGGUUGCUUCGCUUGUGGAACCGAAAAUGGAUUUAGAGUGUUUAAUAGUGAUCCACUUAAAGAGAAAGAACGUCAAAACUUUGCAGAAGGAGGCCUAUCUUACGUGGAAAUGUUAUUUAGGUGCAAUUACAUGGCAUUAGUUGGCGGAGGCAAAACUCCUGUUUACCCUCCAAAUAAAGUAAUCAUAUGGGAUGACUUAAAAAAAGAUUCUGCAAUAUCUUUAGAUUUUAACAGCCCAGUUAAAGCUGUUAAACUUAGACGAGAUCGAAUAGUCGUUGUUUUAGAAAAUUUGAUUAAGGUCUAUACAUUUACGGCACAGCCCCAGUUGCUACACGUAUUUGAGACUUGCCAGAACACUAGAGGCCUUUGUGUUGUAUGUCCCAACAGCAAUAAUGCUCUUGUAGCCUAUCCCAGUCGUAAAACUGGACAUGUACAGUUGGUGGAAUUAAGUAGUCAAGCAUCAACUAGCACAGGUACACCUGAAGGUCACCUUAUUGCAGCACAUGAGGCGCCUCUUAGUUGCUUAGCCCUUAAUGUAGGCGGCACAAGAUUGGCGACAGCGUCCAUUAAGGGUACACUUAUUAGAGUGUUUGAUACUAAUACAGGACAAAAAUUAGCAGAAUUGAGAAGGGGAGCAAAUCAGGCUACUAUAUAUUGUAUAAACUUCAACCACUCAAGCACUAACCUAUGUGUCACAUCCGACCACGGCACAGUUCACGUAUUCAGCCUAGAAGAUGAUAAAUUAAACAAACAAUCAAGUUUGGCGACUGUUAACUUCUUACCGAAAUAUUUCUCGAGUACUUGGAGCUUCUGUAAAUUUACUAUACCCAAUGGUCCACCAUGCAUUUGUGCAUUUGGUGUGGAUAAAUGUUCUAUAAUUGUGAUAUGUGCCGAUGGAUCAUACUACAAAUAUAAGUUUAAUGAAAAAGGUGAGUGUACGAGAGACGUGUACGCUCAAUUCUUGGAAACAUCUGAAGACAGAUAAAAGUGAUAUGCUAUAUAUAUUUCAAAAUGUGAUUCAGGAAAUUAGUAUCAAGUACGGGAGUAUCCUAAUACCUUAUAAACGUUGUAGUAAUUGGUACUGUGUUGUAAGAUUUAUGAACCUUACUUAAUAAGACUAGGAGAUUUUUUUUUGUUCUUUCUUUAUUACUUACUACAAA